Serendipita indica DSM 11827 is the source of this 2109-nucleotide messenger RNA. Lineage: Eukaryota; Fungi; Basidiomycota; Agaricomycetes; Sebacinales; Serendipitaceae. The record is from the annotation of a GenBank genome assembly.
AUGGCUCAUAAUACCGAAUCGUCCAUCAUAGCUCAUGAGCAGCCCAUGAGAGCGAAACUCACCCCUACACGAGACGAUACCCGUGGCUCGAAACGAAAAAUGCGCUCAACGAAGCCCAAGGUCGACGGCGCACAAAACGCCGAAGCCGCUAAAAGUGGUAGUGAAUUACAAGUCCACUCAACUAGCACGGGGGUAUCAGGCAUACAAAAAACAUCGCAGCCAGAAACCCAGAAACCCGUCCACAUCGCAAAAACCGCACAAUCUACUGCGCAGGGCGCAACUCGCAUGCUCCACCUGCUAUCCCUGCCGGUCGAGAUCCUGGCGAUGAUCUUGGAAGAAUAUCACAUGAUGGAUCUUCCAUUAUCGAUAUUAAUGCUUGUGUGUCGUGCAAUGAACAAGCACGUCAAGAAUACGCCACGACUCUGGCGGCGCAUUCUGCUUUCCUGUGACACGACGACGCCUUCUGAUCUCCAGACAGGAAGUACAAUCGUCUGCACCACUCAGAGUCGCUUUGAAACUUGCGUCAAGCGCGCACGCACCUCGCCACUAGAGGCCACCUUCGUCGUGGAGAGCGUUGAAGAGUCCUCUCCGACGCUCGAGUUCAUGGUUGAUACCUUCCAGAUACUCAUGUCCCACUCUCAGCACAUCUCCCUCCUCCGCAUCAUCAUAAACCCCGACACUCCCCUCCAGGUCAUUAAAGAAUCCUUCCACGGCCUUUUCGAUGAUUCCACGUCGUUUCCAGCUUUGGAAUCAUUGAUGAUCGCUUCGGCUUUCCCCGUUCCCGGCCUCCUCGAUGUCUUUCAUCCUCUUCUCGACCAGCUCGAGCGGACGACGGUCAAGCUCCGAUCCGUCUACUUCGAGAAUUACAAGUUCUGGCGUAAGCUGCGCAGGGUUACGAUCAAGGGCGAGUAUUCGCCUAUUCACGUCACGGCAUUCGAGGGAUGCGACGAUCUGGAGUUCUUAUCUAUAUCAAGCGAGCUUCUCGUUCAUUCCUCGUCUGCAUUAGCUCCACCACUUCGUCAUGGACCGCUUGGAAUCCGGGAUUCGAAUGAAACGGACUUUGAUCCGACGGACGAAUGCAAGAGUGAAUACCUGCCCGUGCAUCCCAAGCGCAAGGUUCCCUUGACACAGGUACAGUGGCUUCGCGUCGGGGCUAUCGCGAUGUCUGGUCUGCAGGAGCUCCAGAUUUCCAACGUCAAGUUCCUCGUGAUUCGGUCGGCUCUUCCGGACAGCGCACAUCAGGCGCCUGUCCCAGCACAUUCCAUUCCCCUCCCGAAUCUUGAAGUCUUCCACGUCGGAGCCUCUCAUUCCGAUAUCAUCGCCAUCUCUGCGCCUCAUAUGCACACGCUACAUCUUGAGAUUUCUGACCUCAAGCGUGCCGAAGCGGACCGGGUUGUGUCGCGCAUCUUUCAUGGAAAAGAGGGAAUGUGGGUGCCCAAGACCCUGAGCAUCGAUGGUUACAUCCACGACAAGCAGUAUGCGCCGCUUUACAGAAAACUCCCGCAGAUCGAAACGCUUACAAUCAUUCUUGGGGAAAAACCGCACAAUACGUUCUACAAGGCGCUCGAAAAGCGUGGGAUGUUGCCGAAUCUUCGUCAUCUCACGAUCGACUUCGAUACUCCGCUGUUCACUACACGACCAGGCUGGUAUGUAGAUGACUUCCCUUGGAUGUCAAAUGGACCCCAGACGCGUAUAAUACGCUAUCCUCUCGCUUCAGACACGACAUCACCUGAGCCUGCCCAGGCUACGGAUACCAUGUCAAACUGGAUGACUAUUGGGACCAACCCACUCGAGAGCGAAGAAGACGGGAGAGGUGGGAGAAGGCGGAAAUUUCCUUCUAUGUCCGAACAAGUUGGGCCCCUCCUCCAUACGACUGCGCUGGUGAGGGCAAACCAGGGACUCCCGUUUGCAUCUCUGCGUUGCUUGUACCGUGGCGAAUAUUUGGAGGUCAUUUACGUGGAGAAAAAUAUCUGCAAAAAUUGUCGGAAGAUCAUGGAUGCGAACAACCCGAGCAAACCCAGUAAGGCGCUUCCGGGAAGAGAUUACGGUCAAGAUCAACGGUGUGGAUGCGAGCAUCGGAAGACAGGUUUGGGUCAGUGGGAAAUGUGA